AUGCGGCUGCCAACACGACACGCGAAACAAAAUGGGUCUGGUCCACCAGUUUCUCGCCUCCUAUUCGGCUGGCGUUGCUUGUUAAUGUCGUCAAAAGCCUGCUUCGUCGCCCUCGCGGUCGUGUGUGCGCUCAGUGCCGUUGCUGAAGAGGCGCCCCCUCGCCGAAUUGUUCCUCCGACGGAGACGACGGAGAACACUCAACUUGAAUCAGAUCGUUUGCCUUCGACUUGGAAAGGUUUUCGCGGGCAGCCCGACUUUUCUCUGCCACCCUCAGCCACUGAGACCCUUCGAACCUCCAGCAGGUUUCGGCACCGACACCGUGCCGUUCGUGACACCGAUGGAAAUUCUCCUGACGGGGUCCCCCGCGAUGAAGCUGACAAAGAUCAAUUUUCCAUGUUUGUGGAGGCCAGCGAUGCCACUCAGAACUCCCGCAAGAAGAGUCUGAGUGGCAGGCGAUCUCGCGACGGGACUCCGCGCGCACUGCACUCGCCGUGGUUCCCCGUGAAUCGCCCAGAGUUGAAUCGGCAGACAGUGCCUCAAAACGACGAAGCCGUGCGGCACACAGCGUCCCAGCGACAGACCCUCCUCUGGUCGGCGGCGGAGGCAGGCCUCCAGAAAAGGUCUGCAAGCGUGACCGACAAGAUCCCGCCGCUUGCGAUGAAUCUUCUCCAGCCGGCAGAGGCACUUGGGGUCGAGCAGUCCCAAGUGGGGAGUCGUCCUGGUGUGGCUGAAGCAGCUGCACCAAAGGGUGAGACGGGAGAAGCGAGUUUCUUCCCUCCGUCGGAUACAACAGAAGCGGCUAUGGAAUCGCAGAACCAUGGUGCCGGUGCAGCGCGCUGGGUCUCAGAACCGAACUUUUCGCCACGGGCGUCUCGACGAAGCAGCCUCUGGUCGAGUAGCGACCCUCGGCAGACGGUCGGCGCCGUGCUCGUUAGUCUGGCUCUCUUUGCCGUUGUCGCGCGCGCCGUUCGAAAACGUCAGGAAGAGGCUUUGCAGGCAAAAAGCGGUGGGGCACCCAGUCAAGGCGUGCAGGGACUGAAAAGACAGUUUUUCGCCGUCCUCGCCGAGACAGCAGGAAUUGUCCAUAGGGUAGUGGGAAGCGGCGGAAAGGGAGCGGCGACGGCGUCGAAGAAAGGGCCUCCAGCGGGAACCGAGCAGAGAGCAGGAGACGCCGACACAGAACUUCUUGUGCAUAUGCUACAGAACCCAAAGCAACUGCUCAUUCUCGUGUUCGUUUUUCUGUCGUCCAUGCUAUUUCCGUUCGAAACUCGCUUUGCUGUUGUCAUGGGCGCCGCCAGCAGAGGUCUCAAGUACCGCCUCAACCGCGUGACGGGGGAUGCUGUGUCCGACCUAACCAAGUCGGCGUUGCUGUUCCUUUCAGGCACGGAUGUGAGGCUGAUUUGCGCCUCGCAACUUAUCGCGAUUGUGUUGAGACGCUGUUUCCUUCGAGCUGCCCUCUUUCAGCCUGACAAUGUGCUGCAGCCAGACUAACGGACAAGACGCACCCACAGCGGGUGACAGAGGCGGUGGCCGUCGCAGCCGACAGUCACACCAAAAGAGGAGAAACGCCAGACAUAUCCACUUUCAGUCGAGCUUGUGGCUUCUCUGUUUUGAUCAUUUCGUGACUUUUGGCGGAUGGAGGCGAAAUACUGUAGGGCAGCGCGGCGGAGGUUCUCGUGGCGAGAAUCGGCCCGCGCGUCUCAGUAGACACACGUUCAAGUUCGGCGCCAGAGCGCUACAAACACCGCGUUGCUCCUCCGGCAAUCAUGCUCCAAACACGGUAUGUGAAAGCUCGAUAUCAACUGACCGCCCGCUGCGGGGCGGUAGAAAGCGAGCCUUUGUUUUCACAGAACAUACUGAGACUCAGGGGGCCCGAUGUGGGGCUGGGAAAAGUCUCGUUUUCAGAACACAAUCACACACUGGACAGGUCAAGCCUCAGCAGUGCGUCAUGAACAAGGGAACCGCCUGCUUCGCGCUGGAAGCCGAGUUUUCGUCGACCGUGAGCACUCCCGCGUCGGUCAACAUGGCUUUACCGGCUUCUCU
Molecule: messenger RNA, 2043 nt
Organism: Toxoplasma gondii ME49
Lineage: Eukaryota; Apicomplexa; Conoidasida; Eucoccidiorida; Sarcocystidae
Exons: 1
Coding region: 1-1491 (496 amino acids)
Source: RefSeq, a predicted model, not a curated record